Molecule: messenger RNA, 873 nt
Organism: Plenodomus lingam JN3
Lineage: Eukaryota; Fungi; Ascomycota; Dothideomycetes; Pleosporales; Leptosphaeriaceae
Biological process (GO): vesicle-mediated transport
Cellular component (GO): Golgi apparatus; membrane
Molecular function (GO): small GTPase binding
Source: RefSeq, a predicted model, not a curated record
AUGGCGAAUCGAGGGUAUGAUUUUGUUGUUGAUGUUGAUGUUGGCCAGGAGGGUGACCUAGGACAUACAGAUCUCCAAGAGGAUCUGGAGUUUCAUCGUUCCGACUUUGAAUCCCAACCCUCGAUCACCCGCAACACCUCCAAAAUCCAACCCGACAACCCCUCCUUCCUCCCCGGCCCCGCCACCUCCUCCCCCUCCUCCUCCUCCUCCCGCAAACACUACCUCUGGACCCUCUCCUUCUACGCCCAAGCCUUCGACGUCGACACAGCCGAAGUCCUCCGCCGCUGCACCGCCACCAUCUUUCCCCGCGCAAACUUCCUCGACGUCCUAGAAGGUAACCCCGAUCUCUACGGCCCCGUCUGGAUCGCUACCACCGUCGUCGUCAUCCUCUUCCUCACCGGCACUAUCAACCAGUACCUUGCUAGCCAGGGCAAACAGCAUUUUGCCUAUGAUUUCCGCCUGUUGAGUGGGGCGGCGGGGUUGGUGUAUGGGUAUACGGGGCUGGUGCCUGUGGGGUUGUGGGCGGUGUUGCGGUGGUAUGGGAGUGAGAGUGCGAAUUUGCUGGAGUGUGCUUGUUUGUAUGGGUAUGCGAAUUUGGUUUGGAUUUUGGUGGCGUUGGUGAGUUGGAGUCCGGUUAGUAUCCUCAACUACAUCUUCGCCGCCCUCGGCUUUGCCUUUAGCGCCUUUUUUCUCCUCCGCAACCUCUACCCCGUCCUCAGCACCACAGAGGCAAAGACGAGCAAGAUCCUCCUCAUCGUCGUGCUCGUCCUGCAUGCCGGCUUUGCCAUUGCUAUCAAGGUUUUGUUUUUUGCGGCUACGAGUCCGGUGGGGCCGGAUAAGGGGGAUGGGGAGGGAAAGGGGGGGUUGAUUUGA